AUGUCACUGCUAUCACCUGCAGUCAACCACUGGACUACGCUACUCAAUUUCAUAAUACAAACAUAUUUUAUUGACUCGCAUGCUACCUGUAUCCUGUGGCAUCACGAUUUCCCAUUUGAAUUGCAAACACCAGCCAAUGGCGAAUUCAUACAGUACAUAAAUAUUUGGCCUGACAAUUUGUCGCAAUCCUUGCAGCAGGACAUUUACAAUUUUACAGCUUUUGCCGAAACGCAACUGGCCUACGGCAUGCAGCCCGAUGCGUUGGUGCAGAAAUUGACUAUAGCUAUCAGAGAAUCCCACUGUGAGACUUUCGUGGCCUUUCAGGAGGACAUACCGAGCUUUGCGCGUAGCUUUUACAAUGCCAGCAGAAUAUCAGUUUGGCGUUCGUUGCGUAAUAAAUUUCUAUUUGCGUACCGUAAGGACCUGCAACAGGAUACGACACCAUACUUCGAUGAUUUUCUUUUCAUAGAUCAACCAAAUGUUUUAAUAGUCGAAGCCGAGUGCGGCAAUUGCUCGACGUUUGCAUUGAAAACUAAUAAAUUCAUUGGACCUCUAGCUGAGCAUCCGGAGCAACUGUAUGUAUUGGAUCGAUAUAAUGGUGUGGAGGGUAAAUUUGAGUUGGGCGUUGAUUUGUACAUGGACAAGGUUCAAAACUUGCAAGGACGCGAAGUGACAGUCGGAAUUUUCGAUUAUCGUCCAUUUACAGUGAAAGAUUAUAAUCUUCAGCCACAGAUCAAAGACCACGCUCCGGAAAAUCUUCGCGGCAUGGUACAUAUUGAUGGCACUGAAGUACGAAUGUUGCUCGCGCUCUGUGAAGUGGUUAACUGUACAGUAAAUGCCGAUACAUCCGAAGAUGAUUGGGGCACAUCUUAUGCAAAUCUGACGGCGGAUGGUGUUUUCGGUUUGGUAACUUCCAGAAAAGCGCAAUACGUUGUUGGUGCUUUAUACUUUUGGCCCGAUGAUUAUCGCUAUUUGGAUAUGUCCUUAUUUAUUGGUCGUUCGGGCGUCACUUGCCUGGUACCGUCGCCACAUCGUCUCACCAGCUGGUUACUACCGCUACGUCCCUUUCAACUCACACUCUGGCUGGGCGUAUUUGCCUGUCUGGGCGUUGAGGCGUUGGCGCUCUUUUUCACACGCCAUCUAGCGCCAUCCGAUACUGAACCACAAUAUGGUUUAAUGGAGAGUUUUCAAUUUGGUUACAUAAUGACACUAAAGCUAUUCGUAUCACAAGGUUCAGAUUAUGUGGUGAAUUCACAUACGGUACGCAUGGUGCUCUUCGCUUGCUACAUGAUGGACACGAUUGUGACGAGUGUCUAUGGUGGUGGUCUGUCGGCGAUAUUGACCCUGCCGACAUUGGAGGAAGCCUCGGAUUCUGUGGAGCGUUUAUAUAGGCAUGGCAUACCGUGGACCGCCACAUCACCUGAUUGGGUUAUUUCACUGAAAGGCGCUGAUGAUGAUCCGAUGGUGGAAAAGCUUUUGCAAAAAUACCAUGUUUACACAUACGAGCAACUAACGGAAUUUGCGAAGACGGAGAAUAUGGGCUUCAUUUUGGAGCGAUUGGCAUUCGGUCAUUUUGGCAACGUUGACUUUCUCACAGAUGAAUCCUUUAAACGCCUCAAGCUAAUGAUUGACGAUAUUUAUUAUCAAUAUUGCUUUGCCUUCGUGCCACGCCUAUGGGCUUUGCUGCCCAAAUUGAAUGAUGUGAUUAUGCGAGUGCACUCAACCGGCUUGGAUAUAUUCUGGGAGUGGGAAGUUGCUGCCACCUACAUGGAUGGCCAACAGCAGGAAGAGAUACAGGCAUCUAUGUAUAUGGAUUUCGAUGUGGGUCCAGUUAAAUUGGAUAUGGGAAAUUUCAUCGGCUUGGUAUUGCCGUUAAUAAUUGGCGUUGUAUUCAGUAUCUUCGCUUUUAUUGGCGAGCUGGUCUACUACAAGUAUACGCAGAAGAAAGCACAAGCGGUGAUACAUGUAAACUGAGUUACAUGUGUGAACCAAAGUGUGUAGAAUAAAAAUAUAGAAGAAAAGAUUGAAGAAGUGUAAAAUUAACAGGAAAUAAGUUAAAAAAGCUUUUCACGCACUAAUUGCUGCCCACGAAGUAUUUGAUAGCUGUUUCUUAGUCAGCUUCAUAUGACGCUUAGCAUUACUUUAAGUUUUCGGAAGGUUUGUUAUAUAUUUUUGAUGAUCUAAGAUGACAUUUCGUUGGUUAUUUCUACAUACUUUCAAUUCUCAACUGGUUUAUGACUUUUUUUCAAUAAAGCUUAGUCAAAUAAUUUUUAGUGGAUAUGAAAAUUUAAUAAGCUCCUGAUAAGAAAUAAAUUUCUGGUUUGUAUGCUCUCGAAAUCAUCAGCUCUACUACACCCAACUUUGCACAAUAUGACAACCAUAUAUAGGCAACGAACUAAUGAAGAGUGAAAUGAGUCCAGCCACAUGCACAAGCAACUCUCCUUAAUCUACAUAUAUUCUCACAUAUUCAUAGAAAAGUAAUACAAACAGACGGAACGCUAUACGCACAUCAUAAGCAAAUUUCUAAGCAACACCGCCGCUAAGCUGGCAUGCCGGAUCCUUGAGCGCUUUAUAUGUGCGCUUUUCAGAACCCGCUCAACCGCCGCGCAUCUGUGGUUAAUAUUUUACUUUCCCACCUAAUCAAUAUAAACAUGUUAUGUGAAAGUGGAGGCGAAAAAAAUAUGAAUGCACAUUAGAGCAGCUCCUGCACACAGCGAAAAGCGCUGAUAAAUUUCCACUGAAACGCACAUGGUUAUGUAGGCAUAUACCAUAGUUGUGUGUACGCCAAAACGCUGCUGCAACAUAGAGGCGAAUACCGCGGCGAAAGUACUUUGAGUUGCUGUGGUGGCAACAAAUCGAAAACUUCAGCUAUUUCGCGCGCAGCUUUGAGGAGCGUUCAAGCGCAAAUGCACCCGAAAACUUUGAUGCAUUUUUUCAUUUGUAUGCAGCGUGGAGUUUAGCAGAUGAAUGAUGUUUUCGUGCUUAUCUCUAAUAUUUUUUUGGGGGAAAAAGUUGCCUAACACUUUCGGUAAACACUAUUAUUAAUUUAAACAUAUUUUGUAUGAGAUGUGAGAGAUAAUCAUAUUUAAGUGGUUUAUAUUAAGUUAAAGACCGUGUGUUGGCUAUCAUAGUUCAACAUUUCAGAAGACUGAAAUGUUCAGCACACUACGAGUACUUUUGAGUUACCUUAUAGUUUCACAAAUCAAUACGUGGGCCUGUAGUGGCACAUCACAACUCCAAAGACCGUCAAUAGUUGCUAUAAGUAGGUGAAAAGAACAACAACAGUAUCAUGUAUAUGAGAAUCUGAGGAUGUUCAUAAAACUUUUAAGAGCUAAAUUUUUGUUUCCUAAAGAAUUUUUUGAUAAACUCAAUGAAAAUUUGGAAGACAAAGCAGCUUUUACGGAAAAAAUUUUACAAUAUUCCCCAAUAAUUUCCAUAAAGUGUAAUUUCGUUCCAAGGGAGAGACGUUGACGAUUCUGCGAAAAAUAUACUAGGAGUGUUUUCACGCUUAAUAUUACAAAUGAGAGAAAAACGGUAUCUGGAUCUAUCUAAGACAACUUUCACAGAGAGUGAUCCCACUCAAUAUAUUAAAAAUGAGUGAAAACAGUAUCAGGAUCUUUCUAAGAACACUUUCACUGAGAGUAAUCCUACCCAGAAUAUUAAAAAUUAGAGAAAAACUGUGUCUGGAUCUUGCUAGGUACAUUUUUACUGAGACUGAUGCCACCAACAAUAUAAAAAAUUAGACAAAAACAAUAUCAGGAUCUUUCUGGGAACAUUUUCACUGAGAGUGAUCCAAUCCACAAUAUUAAAAAAAUAGAAAAACAAUAUCUGGAUCUUUCUUAGAACACUUUCAUUGAGAGUUAUCCCACCCACAACAUUAAAAGCGAAAGAAAAAUUACCAAGUGGAGCUUCCAUACUUCAAUGGAAUAAGAAAAAAUGACUAUUUACCAUUUUUGGCUCACCUUAUGGCAUCGUAUCCAGAAGUAAAAAUAGUAGAGUCACAAAAAAUUGUUUUCUAAUAUUUUAUUUUUACCGAAAUAUGCCAAGUUUCUUCGUCAUGGGUUAAAUGCCAUUCUUCAAACCACAUAAAGAAAUCUAACCUCAUGUCUGACGAUUUCCUGAGCUCUCCUUAGUAUAUCUCUACUUUUAGCUUAGCGCAGGUUUGUUAAAAAUAUGUGCUCUUUCCACUGAACAAUAUUUGUCAGCGUGGCUCGUUUUAUUACCAAAAUAAAUGCCAAAACUUCAAAUAUUUAACUGAAGAAUAGAGAAUUGAAAUUUAAGCAAUAAUUUUUACUUAAUUUUUUGUCAAAUACUUUCAAUAUUAAUAAAAAAAUCUUUGCAACUAAAGCAGCAAACAUA
Molecule: messenger RNA, 4359 nt
Organism: Bactrocera tryoni
Lineage: Eukaryota; Metazoa; Arthropoda; Insecta; Diptera; Tephritidae
Exons: 10
Coding region: 1-1974 (657 amino acids)
Cellular component (GO): membrane
Molecular function (GO): ligand-gated monoatomic ion channel activity
Source: RefSeq, a predicted model, not a curated record